This is a messenger RNA of Hirundo rustica (Barn swallow), 1922 nucleotides long. RefSeq names its product golgin A7 family member B (gene GOLGA7B). The record is from RefSeq and is a predicted model, not a curated record. The transcript has 5 exons. The coding region runs from base 4 to 546 and encodes 180 amino acids. Gene Ontology annotation, cellular component: palmitoyltransferase complex. Gene Ontology annotation, biological process: peptidyl-L-cysteine S-palmitoylation; protein targeting to membrane. NCBI's taxonomy places the organism in Eukaryota, Metazoa, Chordata, Aves, Passeriformes, Hirundinidae.
GCCAUGGGCGCUGCCCCCUCUGCGGUGGGGACUUCGGGGACGGCCAGCCAGGGUGGCAUGGUGCACAGCCUGCAGGAGCUGCGGCGCAGCGCGUCCCUGGCCACCAAGGUCUUUGUGCAGAGGGAUUACAGUGACGGGACCACAUGCCAGUUCCAGACAAAGUUUCCCCCUGAGCUGGAGAGCCGGAUUGAGCGGCAACUUUUUGAGGAAACUGUGAAAACCCUAAAUGGCUUCUACGCCGAGGCAGAGAAGAUUGGGGGCAGCUCAUACCUCGAGGGGUGCCUGGCCUGUGCCACUGCCUAUUUCAUCUUUCUCUGCAUGGAGACACACUAUGAGAAGGUCCUGAAGAAGAUCUCCAAGUACAUCCAGGACCAGAAUGAGAAGAUCUAUGCGCCACGGGGGCUGCUGCUCACUGACCCCCUGGAGCGUGGCAUGAGGGUCAUCGAGAUCUCCAUCUAUGAGGACCGGUGCAGCAGCGGCAGCUCCAGCAGCGGCAGCUCCAGCAGCAGCAGCGGCGGUGGUGGAGGUGGAGCGGGGGGCCGGUGACUGGCAGGGAGUCCCUGCGGGGACUCGUACUGCCGGGACAGUGGCCUCUCCGACCUCCGCAGGCUGCACUACCAGAGCACCCGUUUCUGAGCCCCGGGAGAGCAGGAGGGGGAGGCCGGGGCUACCUAGUGGGGCUGCCCACCCCACCUGCUCUUUGUCCCUCCCAGUGGGUCUGCCUCUGCUCGGACCCACUGUGGGCAGGGACCGGUGCCGGGGCAUUCCAGGUGCUUCCCACUGAGCCAAACUAUUGCCAAGGGGCUCCUGCUACGGCCCUCCAUGUGCUUGGUGCAGCCGCCCGUGCCGCAAGCGAAAGGAGCGUGCCCCGCUCCCGGCGGUCCCAGCUGGCAGCGUCCCUGCACCGGGGAGCUCCGGGACUGGCAAAGCCUCAGGCAGCGCUUGGCAAGGGACACACACUUAACCCCACGGCCACAGACACUGACAGCUCCUGCUUGGGUCACCCUGCUCUUGGUGCUGUGCUGUGGGCUCGCCUGCUGCUUGUCCACCAUUCAGGGGGCCUGGCAGAGCAUUGGUGCCGCUUCUUCUGCAUGAUGGGCCAUGCAUUCACUCCAGCACGGCCCCACCCGCUGCCCCAUUGCUGCUCCCCUGGCCCCUCCCUGAUCUGGCACUCCAUCCUCUCCAGCAGCAUCCUUCACUGCCAUGACACUGGGCACUUGCUCCUGCUCCCUGCAUGACCUGCUGCCAUCUCCAGCUGGACCCAAGUAUUUCUCCAGCCUGGUGUCCAGGGCGGGGAGGUGCAGUGCUGGGCACGAUGCUGUCCCUGUGCCGUGUGCCCUGGGCUCAUUCAUGGCCUGGCACAGCUGAGACUGAGCUGUGGCACGGGUGAGGCAGUCUCCCUGCCCAGUCCUGGCAGAGUUUGCCUGUUCCUAGCUGCCAGCAGCCCCCUGCCUACUCUGCCCCAUGACCUGCCCUAAUGCAGGGAGGGUGCGCAGCGGAGCAGCUCCAUAAAACCCUUCCUCUCACACUGCUGAUCCUCCCCUGCCCACAUGUCCUGCAUGCAGCUGCCACCAGCACCCCAAUUCUCAGCCUGGCCUGUUAGAGGGGACCUCGAGGGGCACCUGGGCCUGGUGGCAAGGUGUGGAGGUUCACGGUCCAGGGUCAGAUAGGGGGAAACAGGAGGGUCCCUGUGAUAUCCAGCACCCCGAGGAGAAGAACUCCUAUCUGGGUGCAGGGCUGAACCGAGCUGGCAUUUCUCUCCUGGGGCCCUGGAGGGAGGACUCUGCCCCGUGGGACUCCUUUUGGCUCGGUCAUGAUGUGUGUGUGUGUGGGGUGGCCCUGGCCUCAACGUUCCUGCUGGAGCCCCCCACCCCUGCAUGGAGACCUUCCUCAAUAAACCCCACAGUUCUUCCUCCACUGCC